AUGUAUAUCUCAUCUCUCUCAUUCCCUCUCUUUCCCUCUCUCUCAGUUUCUCUCUUUCCAUUUACUUCCCUCCUUCCCUCACCUUCUUCCAUCUCCGUCUGUCUUUCUCUCCGUUUCUGUCUCUUCCUUUCCUUCUCUCUUUCUCUUUCAUUCUACCUCCCUCUUUCUCUCUCUCUCUCUUUCUCUCCGUUUCUCUUUCCCCCUUUCUUUCUCUGUUCCUCUCCCCUUCUCCUUCUCCGUCUCUCUCUCUCUCUCUCUCCUCAUCGCUCAUUCCAUUGCUCUCUUUCUCCACCUCUUCCUAUCUAUCCGUUUCUCUCUUUCAUUUUCCCUCUCUUCUUCCCUCCUCUCCUCACCUCUCCACUCUCAUUCUCUCUCUUUCUCUUUCUUUCCUCCCUUCUUCUCCACACUCGCUCUUUCCUUCUCUCUCAUUCCAUUGCUCUCUCUCUCUCUCUCACACACACACACACACACACACACACACACAGACAGACACACUCACACACACAAACUUACUCACUCACUCACUCACUCACUCACUCAUUAAAUGACUCUCUCUCCCUCUCACGCGCCCGGGCGCCAAUCUUAGAGAUUACAAACAUUCUCUGA
This is a messenger RNA of Acanthosepion pharaonis, 606 nucleotides long. Lineage: Eukaryota; Metazoa; Mollusca; Cephalopoda; Sepiida; Sepiidae. The record is from the annotation of a GenBank genome assembly.